Molecule: messenger RNA, 6129 nt
Organism: Rhea pennata
Lineage: Eukaryota; Metazoa; Chordata; Aves; Rheiformes; Rheidae
Gene: TOPAZ1
Product: testis and ovary specific TOPAZ 1
Exons: 20
Coding region: 1-6129 (2042 amino acids)
Biological process (GO): spermatocyte division
Source: RefSeq, a predicted model, not a curated record
AUGCCGCAGCUCAGGUCAGGGAAGGCGGUGGCCGCCACCGAGGCGCGGCUGGCCGAGAGGCCCUGCGGCGGCGGCAGCCCCCGCUCGCCGGGCUGCGGGGGAGCGGGCGAGCCCCGGGCGGAGCCGGGGGUCAAGCGCAGCCCCCGCCUGGCGCCGAAGAGAAGAGCCGAGCGGCCCUUGGCGCCCUGCUCGCUCCCUGCCUGGCUCCCCGGGGUUUCCCCCGAGCCGUUGGCGCCGGUGCAGGAGGAGCAGGGCGAGAGUAGUCGGAGGCUCCCAGGUAAAAGAAGCAAGGGGAGACGGGGCGGGAUGGCUGCUGGGAGCCCGCAGGACGCGGCUCGGCGGGCGUCGGGCGCUGCCAGGCCCAGAGCAGGUCGAGCAGCGAGGAGGCCUGUGGGAGCAUGCUGGGGAAAGGCGGUAAGCAGCGGGAUAGGGGAGGGCCAGCAGCCGCUCUUCACUGAAACCAGCUUGCAAAAGAAACUCUCAACGGGGUUUGGGAGGGAGGAGCAUAGCCCACAAGGACCGAACCCUUUAGGUUUCCAGGAGAGUUCAGGGAGCUCAGAAAUAAAGGAUGAAUGCCCUUUCUUGGAGCUGAAGUUACAAAUCUCAUCCUCUGACGAGGAAUGUGAGAGCACAGGGAGGCAAAGUAUUUGCUGUUCGCCAGAACCAGAGGCGCUGCAACCCGCAAAGGGGACAUGUCAUAUCGAAAGGGAAGGUCAUUGCUCUUCAAUGAUACCAAAUCUGCAAAUCCCAGAGCUUGAGGAGAGUUUGCUCACUCGGAGCGAGGGAAGCACCUCGGUGCACGUAGGGAGGAUGGAGAACAAGGAAUGGCAUUGUUGCAUACAGCCAAGAGUACUGGUGCUUGAGGAAAGCUCUGAAAGCUCCCCAAAUGAAGGCAGAAGUAGGUCUUUAGAAACAGAGGCCCAAGGAAAAGUUAAAAAAACUGACAAGGGAGAGAGAUCCUCCUUGUCCAAAGUGAAACGUCAGGAAAAAGUAGAGGCCCCAGGGAGGAGGGAUGGGUGUCCUUUGACAGGAUCGAAGGAGUUGGGGACUGCAGAGAAAAAGAAGAGAUGUUUAAGCAAGAAUGGCAGGGCAUCUUCGGUGAGACCAAAGCUACAAAGUCCAAGAAAGACAAGCUCUUCAUUAGUAGAACCGCAUGCACCGCAUCCAGCAUCGAAGAAAGGAACAGUGAUUCUGAGCAAGAGGAAUGGACACUCCUUGGCAGUACCACAGCUACAAAGUCUGAGCAGCCAAGAACCCAGAAACCAAGGAAAGAGGCAAAAGCAAGCCAUGAUAGAACAGCAGCAGAGCUCAGACCCUCAGGAAGGAGCAGGCAGUGUGGGGGAAAGGGCAAAGGAAAAGUGGAAAGAAAUUGAGGAAGACUCAGGUACACAAGCAGUGAAGGAGAUCAAGACAAAUUUAAAUAGAUCAGAAGAUUCCAAUGAGAAGAAACCUUAUUCCUCUGAAUCUCCUAAAAUUGCCACAUUGGAUGGGACUGAAAGCAGGAAAUUUCUGUGUCAUUAUUUGGCCAAAAGGUCUGGUGUACAGUGUAAAAAAAGAAAAAAUGGAAUUGAUCAAAUAAAGUGUUCACAAAGCUUUAGUGUAAGUACGGCUGAAAAAGCAAAAAAUACAUCAGCAAAGUUUGAGGCUGAACAUUGUGGAAACACCCUAACCCAUUGUAACUGCUUGCCAUUUGUAACAGAAAAGAAUCCAGUUGUGAGAUUAGAGGCCUGCAGUUACAUAAAUACACUUGUGAAGUCUUCAGUUAACGGAACUGCCAGCAGCUGUAAAAUCAGUGGAUUCUUCCAUGUAGCCCAAGGUAAGAGGAAGCCUGUUUGUGCUGAUGGUGCCGUAGAACAGAGGGAUAUGAGCUGCAGCACUAGUGGAAUGCAAAAUGAGGGAUCACCCCUAAAAAGAGGUUUCUUGUUUAGUAAAGAAGAAAAAUAUCAAAAUAGAGAAGGAUAUUUUUCAUGCCUUCAGAGUGAAAACAGUAAUUGUUCAAGGGAAAGAAAGUGGAAUAUUAGUAGACGACCGAGAAAAAAGUUGCAGAUCGUUAAGAAAGCAGAAGUUCAGAAUGUUCUCGCAGACGUGGCUAACAAAUGCCGUGAGUGUGAGUUACAAACAGAGGACCCAGUUGCCACAUCAGACUCCUUAGCAGACUUUGGACUCAAUCACAAGGAAAUGACCCUGUCAGUUUCAUAUGAUCAUACAUCAAGUCUUAAUAUUGGAAAAAAUACUCAUGAAGCACAAAAUACAUCAGUCAGCAGAAAAAAUAGCCUCAAAUUUCUUGCUUUUGAAGACUGCUUUAAGGAGACAUCUGAGCUCUCUGUAGCUGCAAAAGGAGACAAUUCAAACAGUGUGGCACCACAAGAUCAUUCUGCUAACUCAGGUAGCCUGGGAGUGCUAACUCAGGUCUGUGAUGUUUCUAAUUGUCAGGAAUGCAUGUCAGAUGAAAAUUUGAAUAAAGCUAGUAAGAAAUUGGAACAGUCUACCUGUCAAAGAACAAUACCGAUGACUGGUAAAAAUGUUUGGCCUUUGGAAUCAUGUGCAAGGACUUCUGAAUGGUUUCAUAAAGAUCACAGGUCCAUCUCAAAAGGAGAAAAAGAAAAAAGUUCUGGCUUUGAGGAAUCCUCUGAUAGAAGCAGUACUGAAGCUCUAGGAUACAGUGCUCUGACUGGCAGUUUGAGGCAGUUGGAUCUUCAUGUAUCACCAGCAGAAAUUAACAAACAAUCUGCACAUAAAAUAAUGGAUCUGAACACUGAAUGUCUGGCUUCACUUGAAACACCAAAAUCCUCUUCCUUGGAUAUUUAUGGGACUUUGAGAAUAAGUAGCAAUGAAAAUCUGGAGUCAUCAGUUAACACAGGUAGAAGUUCCAUGGCUUUUAACCUUGAUGAUGUGCAAGGAGUUAAAGCAACCUUGAAUUGUACAACAAAACAAAAAGAUAAAAGUAAAGGAGCUGUAAUAAAAAGAAAUCCCUCCAUGACAGUCCCCCAGAAUGCUGCAUCUACUGGUAACAAUAAUAGAGUAAACUUCGGCCAUAAAGCAUCAGUUGUGAAGCAAACACUUUCUGAUUUAAAACUAAUGAAAGUGCUAAACACUGGAAAUCUGUCAAAUUUCAAAAUUCCUUUACGCAAAAACAGACCUGAAUCCAGAAAGUUGGAAGCUGCUCUUUCAUUUGAAAGAAAGCCCUGUAGUCCACUAGAAGUUCUGGACAAUACUUGUGUUUCAAAAAGGCAGAAAAGAGAUGAAGAGACUUUUUUGAUAAAUUCUGAGCAGCAGACUCUUUCUGUAGUGACUGAUGUCUCAUCUACAGCUUCCACGAAGAAAAAAGCUGAUGAUAGCCACAAUAAGGACUUUGAAUAUGAUGACUCUGAAAACCUUUCAAAUGAGAUAUCCGCACUCCCUGAACAUGUUUCUUUCUACCCACAUGCUGUCGUUGAGAGACAGCUGGAGUCAUCUGUUUCUGACUCUAGGACUACUGAAUAUGUACCAAAAUCUAAUCUUCCUGAUUAUUCUUGGAAUGCAGUUGACCACCCUGUUGUAUUAGAAAUACAUGAUAAUAGAAAAUCAAGAGGGAAUCUUUCACAGCACAGAAGUGAAAACUUUCCAGACGUUCUUGAAGCUUACAAAGAAGAUAUUCUUGUGAUUGAUGUGAUCCAGGAUGACCCUGACCUUUUUGGAACCAGUGAUGAUGAGGACCCUUCGCUCAUGGACUCCGAAAAUUGUUUUACAAAAAAGCCCUGUAGUAGCAUCUUUGUUGCAGAAGAAAAGCCAGAGUUUAAGCUUCAGUAUCCUGUCAUUUCAGAAGAUAAAGAUUCAGUAAAUCAUUUUAGAGACAAUAUGGUACAAGAAUCUGGAGUGUUGAAUGAUGCUGAAAAUUCCUGUCAUUUGGUGCUAAAAGCUAAUGAAAUUAAAACCCACAAUUCGUCGAGUGGAAGUAGUCCUUUGGGAGGUGUUACUGAGGACUCUUUUGAAGAUGGGCAACUGAGUGAACUAGAUGAACUUUUAAAGGGUUCUGACAUGGAUGAAGAGUUCAGAUUUGCAGAUGGGAUGGCUGAUAUUAAACAAGAAAAAACAGACGAAACUGGAAAAAUUGACUGUAAAUAUAAAGGUCUUUUGAACUGUGAACUUCAAUCAGGAUUAAGAUUGCCUGCCCUGAAAGUGAAUGCCCCCAGUGAAGGCGCAGUGCUGAAACCCUGGACAAAUGAUUUCAGAUUUUCAGGAAAGAGUUCUCUACUGCCAUUGCAAAAUUACGGAGAUUCUGAGCCAUGGAAGAUGGACAGAAAUGUAAAAGUUUCCCAUUCAAUCCAUCAGCUCCUGGAGAUGAUUGAAUUGCCUCGUAAAUAUUGCAGACUUUAUUUCAUGACUUUGCGUGGCUGUGAAAGAGCAAAAUGUUGGUUUUGGCAUGUUCCUGAACAAGGGGAUGAAAAGAUUUGCAUGGCAAUACUUCGGACAUACAUUACUAUUAAUGAAUUAGGCCUUCUACAGCGUGCAACACAAAUAUUUACAAAGUAUUACAGAGAAGUUCCACCUGGCAUGGAUUUUGCUUCACAAGUCCUGAAUGAUCUUCUCAUUUCUUUGCUCAAGAACUGUUUGUUUCAAGAAGUAUUUCAGAUAUUGAAUGUUACCUUACUGAUUAAUAUGCUGCCAGCUGUUGAUGUUCUUCUGAAAAUUUUUGAGUACAUGGCCUCUUUGAAUGUAAGAGAUUCUGUGCCUACAUUAAUCAGUAUAUUUUGUAAGCUUGUUGAUGCUGGUAUGUUUCUUGAGUUUGAACAUUUCAACUUCAUUAUUAAGUUCCUUCACCAAUUGCAAGUUUCCAGUCAGGAAAUAAAUACUAUUCUGAACAUAAAAUCCAGAUUUCAGGAAAAACACUUUAAAAAGAACUGGCAUUUUGACUUCAAUUUGGCAAUGGCUGAAAUUCAGAAUUGCAAGGAAAAAAGCGAUUGGACUAAGCUGGGAAAUUUGUAUAUCAAUCUGAGAACCGGACAUGAACAUUUUGGUGAUCUUCAGAAAUUGUCAUUAUUUAUUGCUGAAAUACUAACCAGAGAUUCUGAGGAAGAAAGACCAGGAGUUCCUUUUUGUGAUUUUGCUGAUGCAGUAAUAAAAAAUUCACAAUGUAAUGAAGCAGACAGAAUUUUCAUUGGAAGAACUGGGAUAAGUGUCAUGUAUUCUUAUCACAAAGUACUGCAGUGGAUAAAGGGAAGGAAGGUUUUGGAUAAGUUGCAUGAGCUAAAGAUAUACUUUACGGUCUUGAAAGGACUUAUUGGUCCAGAAAAGUCAGCAUCAAGAUGUCAAAUUGUUAAUACCGCUGCAGAAUUUUUUCUUAAAACUGGAAGUUUAGAUGGAGCAACAUGGGUAUUGAGAGAGUCAGGAUGGAUCACAAAUGCACCAGUGUGGCCCUGUGAUAAAGUGGACAUCCUCAAUCGACAUAAUCUGUUACGUUCACUAGUCCACGAAUACUUGAGUAAGAGUUUAUACAGGCAGGCUUUUGAAGUUCUGCAGAACUUACCGGGUUUCCAAAAUUGUUCUGAUACCAUAGAUGUUCCUUGGUACAGCCGUCUUUUUAACAAGCUGAUAAAUGCAUGUUUUGAGAGCAAGAACCUUGGGAUCUCAUCUUCUGCAAUAGAUUUCAUGCUUUCAAAAAAUAUACCUAUUGAUUUUUUUCUACUUAGAGGAUUAAUCACAAGUUUGGGAAGAAGUUGUUUGUGGAGUAAAGCUAGGACCUAUUACAAGAGUGCUUUAUCACUGGGUUGCUACCCAUUGCUGCAGGGAAAUUUGUAUCACAAACUUCUGCCGAUCCCUUCUUACUUGUCUGAGGUAGAGAUGCUGUUGGCCAUUGAAAUAUUCCUUGUUUCAAAUGCCAGUGAUGUUCAAAGUCCAGGUGCUACCAGUCAGACUCUUCAAAUAAUACUCAAAAGGUGUGAGGAUCCAAAAGGGCAGAAUAAAGAUGACUAUCAAACAGCAGUGGAGAGACUGAUCCUAGCUGCUCGUAUAUCAGAUCCAAAGCUUUUUCUUAAGCAUAUGACAAUGAAUGUUAAUAUGGAAGAAGUUUACAGCUUGGAUCUUACAUCUGCUCUAAAAUGGCUGCAGGAGAAUAUGAAAUGGGCUGGAAGGGUCUGGCUGUUUCAGUAG